Messenger RNA from Erigeron canadensis, 834 nucleotides. Its product is annotated as transcription factor bHLH95-like. NCBI's taxonomy places the organism in Eukaryota, Viridiplantae, Streptophyta, Magnoliopsida, Asterales, Asteraceae. Gene Ontology annotation, molecular function: DNA-binding transcription factor activity; protein dimerization activity. Bases 1 to 834 code for a protein of 277 amino acids. The record is from RefSeq and is a predicted model, not a curated record. The transcript is spliced from 3 exons. Gene Ontology annotation, biological process: regulation of DNA-templated transcription; endosperm development.
AUGAGAUCUACAAGGAGUUCAGGACGUCGCAAGAAAGAAGUGGCACCAGUGGUUGUCGAUGGUGGUGAUGACAAGAAAAAAAAUGGCGCAUUUGAGAUGAAAAGUACUGAGAACAAUCGACACGAACGUGUGGUUAAAGACGAGCAGGACACAAGAGAUAUGAGAUUAUUAAGUGAUCAAGCUAAACAUCUGUGGUCAGAGAAAAGAAGGAGAAAAAAGAUGAAAAACAUGUUUGAAGAACUUCAUUCUUUACUCCCCAAUCAACCUCCUAAGACAAACUUGACCACAAUAGUUGAUGAGACGAUAAGCUACAUCAAAACCUUGCAACAAACCCUGCAAAAGCUUGAGAUGCAGAAGACACAGAUGCUCUGCAGUCAAUCAACCAACAUCAGUGUCGCUUCUCCUACGCCUCAACGACAAAAAAAAGUUGUUGCGGAUUCCCUUUUAUCCCUUGGCAGUUCCUCAAACGGCCACAUGGAUAUGGCUACUUGCUCUAAACUAGGUCCUUUUCCCAUGCCUUCGCGUGCACCACCGGCCUUUCAAACAUGGACUUCUUCUAAUGUCAUCUUGAAUGUGUGUGGUCUUGAUGCACAUAUUAACAUCUGCUCCUCUAAGAAGCAUGGGCUCCUUAGCGAGAUUUGCAAAGUGUUGGAGAGGCAUAAAUUGGAUGUCCUAUAUGCUCAAGUGUAUUCCGAUCUAUCUAAAAGCAUGUUUAUGAUUCAUGCUCGAGCGCAUGUAGCUCCCGAUGAGUCCCCAAUAGAUCAUGCUUAUGAAGAGAUUUUCAAAAAGGUUGCGCUAGAGAUGAUGCUUUUGGCCGACUCCAAAUCAUCAUAG